AUCUCAGCAAAUUUAGAGAAAAAUGCUGAGAAAUUGGAAAACUUGGUGUCGUGUUUGUGCCAAAGUUGAAUUUCAAGGAAGUCAAGAUACAGAGAAUGCAGUUGAGAGAACCAGAAGCAAACUAGACAUCGUCAACAAAUAUUUCAUGAUUUCUCUGCUUCCCUUCGCUGGGCCACAAACGUCGAUUUGCGAAAGCUGCAGUGAAUUUCUGUCCAGAGUUGAUGCAUUCAAGGAUCUCUGUAUGAAGACAGAUGAGAUGUUUAGAGAGUUGUUGUUGCAAGAGGAGACUUCAGAGGCAUUUCUUACAUCUAUUCGCAUCAAAUUCGGCAUUGAUAUUGAGAUAAAGGACGACAAAUUCAGUAUUGACACCGAGAUUAAGGAGGAAGAAGAGUCGGUUGAUGAUUUUGAUCCUCUCUUCGAUUGCAAAGUUGCGAGUGAAGUAGAGCAGGACGAGGAGAAGACUGACAAGACCAAAUCUGAUAUCGAUGGUCUUGUUUGCAAGUUCUGCUCAAAGAAGUUUGCCCGGAAAUUGUUGCUUUAUGAACAUGUGUUAACGAAGCACGAGCCGGGCAAAAUGAUCCACAAUUGCGGUGUGUGCUCCAAAAGGUUCUGCUCAGAGCGAAGACUACGUAAACAUCAAAUCACUCAUUUGCCCAAGAGUGAGAGGAUUUUUUAUCCAUGUCCACAGUGUGACAAGAGGUUUAGAAGCAGGGCAACGAUGGAAGUACACAGGAAGGCACUUCAUAUUGAAGGCAAGAAAUUCAUUUGUGACCAGUGUGGGAAAUCCUACUUGACAAAGUCCGGCCUGAAUAAGCACAAUAUUAGUCACACGGAGGACAGAACGUGUUCUCAAUGUCCACAUCUAACGUUUGCUCACAAACGACUCUUCACUGACCACAUAAAGACACACCAAAAGCUUAAGAACACAAACGGGAGUCAGUGGGAACGACAAUUUGUCUGCGCUUUCUGUUCGAGGGUCUUCUAUCGUAAAUUCUCCCUAAGAGAUCACAUUUUCACGAUGCACGUGAAGAGCGGUCUGGCCUUUGCCUGCUCUAAAUGCCCCAAGCGAUUCGCCACGAACCGUAGUUUGUAUUUUCAUGAGCGCACACACUUGCCAGAUGCAGAGAGACGCAUUCAUCGAUGUCCCUGUUGCGAGAAGAUGUUCCUGAAUAAGUCCGGCUUGAAAACUCACAUUGAUGCAGCUCACAUUGGCGAAAAGCCCUUCACGUGCGAAGAGUGUGGCAUAUCAUUCGUCACCAAAGCACGCCUCACUGAGCAUCAAGUUGCCCACAGAAAAGAACGACCGUAUCAGUGCUCGUCCUGUUCCAAGGCAUUCAAAACUCUGAAGUAUCUGAAGAACCAUAAAAAAUGCCACGAAGUCGAAGGUGUCGUUUGUCCACAUUGCGGACUAACACUGAAGAACAAAGCAACUCUCAAGCUUCAUUUGGUUGUCCAUUCGGAUGUGAAGAAAUACAAAUGCCAUCACUGUGGAAAUGAGUACAAAAGAGUCCAAACAUUUAGGGUAAGUUGCCAUGAAGUAGCUAAAAUACGGAUUUUACAUUAUAAUUUAUUUCAGGAUCACCUUAUAUCACACACGGGACAGCGACCUUAUCAGUGUCCUUUCUGUGAUAAAACCUUCGCGAAUGGAUCAAACUACCGCAGUCACAAGAGAAAGGUGCACCCAGCCGAAGUGGCUGCUCUUGAAGCGGCAGGAGAGCAAAUAAGGCCAUCAAAUAUCCCGCGACUUGAGCACUUGCAACCGCAAUCUAAGAAUUAGUGUAUUUCCAUAAACUA
This is a messenger RNA of Phlebotomus argentipes, 1794 nucleotides long. Its product is annotated as oocyte zinc finger protein XlCOF6-like. The transcript has 2 exons. The record is from RefSeq and is a predicted model, not a curated record. Bases 23 to 1777 code for a protein of 584 amino acids. Gene Ontology annotation, molecular function: zinc ion binding; DNA-binding transcription factor activity, RNA polymerase II-specific; RNA polymerase II transcription regulatory region sequence-specific DNA binding. Gene Ontology annotation, biological process: regulation of transcription by RNA polymerase II. NCBI's taxonomy places the organism in Eukaryota, Metazoa, Arthropoda, Insecta, Diptera, Psychodidae. Gene Ontology annotation, cellular component: nucleus.